Molecule: messenger RNA, 1629 nt
Organism: Aspergillus heteromorphus CBS 117.55
Lineage: Eukaryota; Fungi; Ascomycota; Eurotiomycetes; Eurotiales; Aspergillaceae
Product: snoRNA-binding rRNA-processing protein UTP15
Exons: 1
Coding region: 1-1629 (542 amino acids)
Biological process (GO): positive regulation of transcription by RNA polymerase I; rRNA processing
Cellular component (GO): nucleolus
Molecular function (GO): protein binding
Source: RefSeq, a predicted model, not a curated record
AUGGCGGCCCCCGUCCUCCCACUGCAGCAGGUGAAGCUGCCCGCGCUGCCAUCCACGAAACUGACCCCGGAGCAACAAUACUGGAAGACAUUCAAGAACCCGCUGCUGAUCCCAUCGCCGGCCAACGGACCGGUCAACCUGAUCACACAACCGUCCGCGCCGUCGUCGGCGUCCGCCUUUCCGUCGCUUAGCCAGCCGCCCGACGUGUUCACGGUGACCACGGGCGCACGAGUCCAGAUCUACUCCAUCCGCACUCGCAAACUUCUCCGCACAAUCACCCGGUUCGAUGACACGGUACGGGGCACGGAUAUCCGGCCGGACGGGCGCGUGAUCGCCGUCGGAGACGACACGGGUACCGUGCAGGUGUUUGACGUGAGCUCGCGCGCGAUUCUGAAGACUUGGAGGGAGCACCAGCAGCCCGUGUGGGUGACCAAGUUCUCGCCGAGCGAUCCGACGUCUGUCCUGACGGCUAGUGAUGACCGUACUGUGCGGUUGUGGGAUCUCCCGACCGAGAACAGCGCGAAGGUCUUUGUUGGUCAUACCGAUUACGUGCGCAGCGGGGCGUUCAUGCCUGGGUCGCUGGCCUCGUCGGGGCUCGUCGUGUCGGGUAGUUAUGAUCGCACUGUGCGGUUGUGGGAUCCCCGUGUCGAGAACCGCUCCGCGAUGACUUUCAAGAUGGGCGCCGCUAUCGAGACCGUCCUCCCCAUGCCUACCGGUACGACGGUGCUGGCUGCGGCGGAUAACAAGAUCGCCGUGCUGGACAUUGUGGCCGGAAAGCCGCUCCAUAUGAUCCAGAGCCACCAGAAGACUGUCACUUCGCUGGCGCUGGCCUCCAACGGCGAGCGUCUGCUGUCCGGUGCGCUGGAUGGCCACCUGAAGGUGUUCGAGACGACGGGCUGGAACGUGGUGUCCGGGUCCAAGUACCCGUCCCCGAUCCUGUCGCUGCGGGCGAUCACGUCGGGGGUGGCGCAGGAGGACAAGCACAUCGCGGUGGGCAUGCAGUCCGGGCUGCUGUCGAUCAAGACGCGGCUGUCCGGGCAGCAGAAGAUCAAGGACAAGGAGCGGCGCAAGGAGAUGCAGGCGUUGCUGGAGGGCAAGCUGGAGGAGCACGACCGCAAGGUGGCGAAGCAGAAGAAGGCGCGCGGGUCCGGGUGGGAGAGGCGGCUGCGCGGGCGCGACUUCGUGGGCGAGGGGGUGGACAUCGUGAUCGACGGGCAGGACCGGAAGAAGCGCAAGAAGGAGCAGAGCUGGGAGCACGACCUGCGCAAGGCGCGCUACUCGGCGGCGCUGGACGCGGUGCUCUCGUCGACGGACAAGACGGCGCAGCUGACGGCGCUGACGGCGCUGCGGCACCGGUCGGCGCUGCGGGCGUCGCUGCAGAACCGCGACGAGGUGACGCUGCAGCCCGUGCUGCAGUGGGUGCACAAGAACAUCAUGGAGCCGCGGCUGGUGAAGCUGAGCGUGGAGGUGGCGAUGAACGUGCUGGACAUCUACUCGGGGAAUCUGGGGCAGUCGGCGCAGAUCGACAAGAUGGUGGAGCGGCUGCACCGGCGGGUGCGCGAGGAGGUGGAGAUGGCGCAUCAGGCCAGCCAGACGAAGGGGAUGCUGGAUAUGUUGCGGGCGUCCUAG